Rhipicephalus microplus (southern cattle tick) is the source of this 2575-nucleotide messenger RNA. It is a transcript of the gene Hat1, whose product is annotated as histone acetyltransferase 1. Gene Ontology annotation, cellular component: nucleus. Lineage: Eukaryota; Metazoa; Arthropoda; Arachnida; Ixodida; Ixodidae. Gene Ontology annotation, molecular function: histone acetyltransferase activity; histone binding. The record is from RefSeq and is a predicted model, not a curated record. Gene Ontology annotation, biological process: subtelomeric heterochromatin formation.
GUGCCGUGUUGGCGGUGUAAAGGCACCGCCUGAGCGCGUAGUGUGGGACUAAUUGUACAAUGACACUUUCGGGAACACGCAAAAUCACUAUUAUUACUCUAAACGCAUCUGCACGUCGUUCUGAUUGUAAUAAUAUUUGUGGCAUUUACCUUCACCUAAAGCGCUAGCGCGGACUUGCGUCUGGGAGUAGCUGAAACUACGCCGUUUACCUUCGAACGUUUAAAUUGGGCGAGCAAGUCUUCACUUCUGCGUAUGCGUCGCUUAUUAAUUAGUAUGCAACCUGUCUCCUUGUCGAAAGCGGCUCUGGAGGCCUACGUCGUCUCGGCGAACGAUGUCGUCCACUUCAAGUUGGUUAUGACGACGGACGACAUCGAAGACGAUGACAUCGCCUUUCAACCGGAGAUGUCACAUCAAAUCUUCGGGGAAGGGGAAAGCAUCUUUGGUUACCGGGACCUGCACGUGAAACUCUACUAUGGAUCCUGCUCGCUGACUCCAUACCUCGGCAUGUCCUACACCGAGAAGAUCGAUCUGAAAAAGAGCGACGGCCUAAAGGCUGAUGAUGUGCUCAAAACUGUCUUGGAGAAGUUGCCAUCUGGCGUCCACACGAACAUAGAUGAGUUCGUGUCGAUACUUCCGAAAGAAACCGCAUUCCGGCCAUUCGGCGAACUGCUUUACUCCUUCAAAAUUGGAAGAGGUGGCCUGUCUCGCACGUUCGAGCUGUACUCGGCAAGUGUGAUGACUCCUGGCUUUCUGGAUUAUCAUGCACGCAUGCAGAGCUUCAUCCUGUGGUUCAUCGAUGCGGCUUCGUACAUCGACUCGGACGACGAGAAGUGGGAGUACUUUGUCCUACACGAGAAAAAGGUUGUGGAUGGAGUCACGUGCUAUCCCUUCGCUGGAUACGCAACUGUGUACAGAUAUUAUGCCUACCCAGCUCACAUCAGGCCGAGGAUAAGCCAGAUGUUGGUUCUACCUCCUUUCCAGAAGAUGGGCUUGGGCACUGAGCUGCUGCAAGGAAUAUACAACUUUUACAGUGACCGACAUCGCAAGUGUGUCCUGGACAUCACAGUGGAAGAUCCUUCGGAAGUUUUCACGAGACUAAGGGACUUCGUUGAUGCCAGGAACUGCCUGAGCUUGCCAUUUUCCAAGGAAAGUUUGCUUAAUGGAUUCUCAGAAGAUAUGUGGAAAGAAGCCCAAGAGAAACUGAAAAUCAACAAGAAGCAGGCACGGAGAGUAUACGAAAUUCUUCGAUUACGGGCGACAAACACUGCAAAUGCCAGCCAGUACAAAGCAUAUCGCCUGGAAGUGAAGAAUCGGCUAAAUGCACCCUACCAGAAGCAAAAAACCGACAUAGAGAAGAUGCAGCGGACGAUGUCGCCGGAGGAGUUUCGUGCCACGUUGCAGUGCCUCAACGCCGAGAACCGCAUUGAGCAGCUGGAGAGCCAGUACAGGGACUUGGAGAUGGAGUACAGGCGCACCAUUGAGCGCUUGGCCGUCGCUCCCAGGAGCUGAUUGGGCAGAGGAUACCUCCACCAUUGUGUUACUGCACCGUUUCAUCCCGUGUAUGAAGUGUCCGUGUUUGCUUGCUUGGUCCAUGUUCCGCAUGUCUUUUCUCACUUGAGGGAAACUGCACACUGUUAUUUGGUACAACGCUAUCCUCGUCGCACUGACACUUUUGAAGUGGAGAUAUUUUUUUCUUUAUACCGGGGUUCUGAGAAGAAGCUUCUGUAUAAACAUGUUGAGAAGUUCCAAUGUUCGAUGUCAACUAACUAAAUUUCGGCAAAUUUACUUUUGUUUUUUCCACAUAAGUGACAGAGUCAAACGCACCCUGACUGCUUGUGGUAUGUCUCUUGUGCUGGCCACCUCUUCUUUUUUUCAUAGAAGGCUUGUCAACAAUUUGGCUAAUAAGUGCUAAGUUCGCAACCUGUUGAACUGUUCAAAGAAUAUGGGCAUUGCAGUGAUAUGAACCAUGCCAAUUGCAUGUCCGCGGUAGGUAAUUAUUCAUGCAGUGAAACAGUCUAAAGAGAUACUAUCCGCCCCAACCUGUCAGUGUUGUUGGCGUUACGAAUGUCAGAAUUUAAUGUAAGACAUGAACUCAUAUCGAGCUUGCACAUUUUUUUCAAAAACUAUAAUGCAUCCUUUGUCUGAUGCACUUUUAUGUAGUUGUAAAAAGGGUAGUUGUUUGGAGCUCCAAAUCUGUCUGUAGCAGUCGGCAUCCCUCACUUUGAUCCUAACCCGGUGCAGGGUAGCAUACCGGAUCUCAACAUCUUGUUAUCCUCCCUGCCUUCCUUUUGUUUUCUCUUUUCUCUCUCUCUGGCAUCUCUCUAAAUAAAGCAAGAUUGCUUCCACAUGUACUUAAAUAGAAAAACCAUAUUUAGCCCAAACAUAACUCUUCUGCUUCGCACGGUCAGACAUUAGUUUGGAGAAGUAGUAAUCAUCCAUUGCACUUGUUGUGGACACGCGUCUGCUUGUUGUUGCUUGACAUGUAAAAAUUGUUGGUGCAUCUCAUGUUAACCUUGUAGGUGCCCUGCUAAUACAGUGGCUUCAGUAAAAUAAACAAAGCAUUUUGUUGUAUGUA